AAGUGUGCAUUGGAAUCCUUGACUUUGGGUAGCAGCAGCAGCACACGGGAGGAGGCAGCAAAGGACGCGGUGGCGGCGGCCGGCAUGACUUGGUUUGCAUUCAACACGUGUCGCGGAAGAGCGGCAAGGGGAGGGGCCGAGGCGGAGAGAGAGGGCAGCGGAGAGACGUUGCUAGGCGACGUGGGUACAUACUGAAUGUUAAGGCGACCAGCAACCAGGCGGGCGGGCGCUUGGGCGAGCCGCAGACACGCGCGCAGGCGGCACGGCAGCAACAGCGGCAACAUGUAGCCCCGGCCCAGCGGACGAGACCAGCAGACAUCAUCAUCUUCCUCUCGGGGGGGGGGCGUGGGGACGUAUGUGUGCCACAUGACGCGCGGGGGGCGCCGGAACGCCGUCCUGCUGCGGGCAUGACGAGCAAAGGACGUCUGGUGGAUGGAUGACUGACGGAUGGAGUGAGAGCGCAGCGCCGGGAGGAGCACGAGAACGAGAGCCUCGCGUGCACUGGUGGAAGUCAGUGAGCGGCGGCAAGACCCCCCCCCACAUCCCCAACGAAAAACAGCGCCUGGCCUCGCCUGCCACAGCCCCGCCCGUCCCCCAUGGCGGCGCCGCGGCCGGCCUCUCGCCUUUCGCUGCUGCUGGCUGUCCUGGCCUGCACUGGGCCCGCACGGCCCUCCCCCCCUCUGCUGCUGCGGCCCCGGGAGAGAGAGAGGGACUCGGGUGGCGUCAACAUCGCCGUGGUGCACUCUGGAUCCUCCCUGCUCCCGCAGACAGCGGCGGCAGCGGCGGGGGCCGUAGAACCGGGUCCCGGUCUUGGGAGCGGCCAGGGCGGCGUCCAAAGGGGCCUGACGGACACAGGGGUGGUGGCGGCGGCGGCGGCGGUCACGGCGCCCUUUGCAGCCUCCUUUGCAUCUACUUCGUCGAUGUCCGUGCUGGUUAGGGAGAUUGUGAUGACGCCGUCUGGGCCGGCCACUGUCAUCUACCUGAAGGUUAACGAGAGCAGCCCGGGGAGCCUCCUGUUGCAGCUGUGCGAGCUGCUCGCCACCACGCCGCUGCAGGGUUUGGUGUUUGAGGAGGAGAGGCCUCCGCCUCCCAACCGCGCCCCCUUAGCCCCCAUGCUGGAGUUCAUCUCGGCCCAGACCGGCGUUCCCGUCGUGGCGGUGGGCGGAGGGGCCAGCCUAGGACGCGAGCCGCAGGAGAGCGGCUCCAUCUACCUGCAGUUCACGUGCUCGACGGCGCUGCAGCUGGAGGUGAUCUUCGAGGUCCUGGAGGAGUACGAUUGGACGUCCUUCUCUGUGGUCACCACGCGUCACCACGGCUACGAGGACUUUCUGGACAUGGUGGAGGGCAUGACGGAUGGCUCCUUCAUCGGCUGGGAGAGGAAAAGUGUGGUGGUCCUCAAUGUCACAGACGACCCUGGCGGCGCCCGCACCAAACGCGUGCUCAAGGACAACGAGGCGCAGGUGCGUCUGCUGUACUGCUCCCUGGAGGAGGCGGAGCUUGUGUUUCGAGCGGCCUGGGCGUCAGGUCAGGCGGGCCCCAGUCACAUGUGGUUCGCCGUGGGCCCGGCGCUGUCUGGGCUGGGUUUGGAGGGGCUGCCCAAGGCCUUGUUCGCCAUCCGGCCUCAGGGAUGGAGGGACGAGCCUCGCAGGCGCAUCGCCAAGGGCGUGUCGGUGCUGACCCACGGCGCCGUGGCGCUGUGGCGCGACCAGGGCUCCGCCGGCCGGGCUCACAUCACGGGAAACUGCCACAACGACGGCAACCGAACGCAGCGAGUGGGCGAGAGGAUCAGGUACUUCACCAACAUCUCGAUCGGGGGGCGGGACUACUCAUUCAACAACGAUGGCUACCUGUCCAACCCGCUGCUGGAUGUUAUCUCGUACAACAACGGGCGUGGCUGGGAAGAGGUGGGCUGGUGGGAGAACGGCCACCUGCGGCUGCGUUACCACCCGUGGUCGCGCUACGGCUCCUUCCUCAAACCGUUGGACGACGCCCAGCACCUGCGAGUGGUCACGCUGGAGGAGCGACCGUUCGUCAUCGUGGAGCCCGCCGACCCGGGCACCAGCUCCUGCAUUCGCGACUCGGUGCCCUGCCGCAUGCCCCUCAACUCCAGCCUGGUGGUGGAAGGCGUGUCUCCCAUGAAGCAUUGCUGCAAAGGCUUCUGCAUCGACGUCCUCAAGAGGCUGGCCAAGAUCGUGGGCUUCACCUACGACCUCUACCUCGUCACCAACGGACGCCACGGCAAGAACAUCGACGGCGAGUGGAACGGCAUGGUGGGCGAGGUGGUGUCCAACAGGGCGGACAUGGCCAUCGGUUCGCUUACCAUCAAUGAGGAGCGGUCAGAGGUUGUGGAGUUUUCUGUGCCCUUCGUGGAGACGGGCAUCAGCGUCAUGGUUUCCCGUAGCAACGGCACCGUGUCGCCUUCAGCCUUUCUUGAGCCCUACAGCCCAGCCGUGUGGGUGAUGAUGUUCGUCAUGUGUCUAUCGGUGGUGGCCGUCACCGUUUUCAUCUUUGAGUUCUUCAGCCCAGUCGGUUACAACCGCAGCCUGCAGAGCGCCAAAAAGUCGGGCGGCUCAAAGUUCACCAUCGGCAAGUCGGUUUGGCUCCUGUGGGCGCUGGUCUUCAACAACUCGGUGCCUGUAGAGAACCCGCGAGGAACCACCAGCAAGAUCAUGGUCAGUUUGUCAGACGAGCUUUUCUCCGACCUGAAAGCGUACCAGCGUUAG
This is a messenger RNA of Hippocampus comes (tiger tail seahorse), 2723 nucleotides long. RefSeq names its product glutamate receptor ionotropic, NMDA 2D-like. Gene Ontology annotation, molecular function: ligand-gated monoatomic ion channel activity. The record is from RefSeq and is a predicted model, not a curated record. Gene Ontology annotation, cellular component: membrane. The transcript has 13 exons. The coding region runs from base 597 to 2723 and encodes 708 amino acids. NCBI's taxonomy places the organism in Eukaryota, Metazoa, Chordata, Actinopteri, Syngnathiformes, Syngnathidae.